Molecule: messenger RNA, 294 nt
Organism: Adineta ricciae
Lineage: Eukaryota; Metazoa; Rotifera; Eurotatoria; Adinetida; Adinetidae
Source: the annotation of a GenBank genome assembly
AUGACUCAAAAUAAUACAUCAAUCUUAUCAGAUGUGAGCACGUGUCUCAACGAAGCUAUGGACUCCAUGUUCAACAAUAGUCCCAAUAUCUUAACAUCUGAUCAGACAACUUUUCACUUCGAUUUAUCCAGUGAUAGUAAAUUUCUGUCGCCUGAAACACUGAAAUUAUUGAUGAAUAAGCGAAAGCUAGCCUCGGAUGCAGUUGCUACUGAUGGAGGAGCAGAAGAAGACAAUGGUAAUGUCAAACGUUUAUGUUCAAUGAAUGAUCAUCAUCAACAAGAACAAAGAACGUGA